Molecule: messenger RNA, 2142 nt
Organism: Peronospora farinosa
Lineage: Eukaryota; Oomycota; Peronosporomycetes; Peronosporales; Peronosporaceae
Source: the annotation of a GenBank genome assembly
AUGAAGUCGACAUCAAUGCCCCCUAUGAACGUAAUUGAAAAGAUUUUAUGUCAUCACGCUGUCGGUCUUUCAAAACCAUUCGUUCAAGUUGGUGAUGUCCUUUGUGUAAAAGCCGAUUGGACCAUUGCCAGUGAAUUGACAUUUCAAGCAAUGGAUACAAUGCACGCUGCCAUUGGUCGUCCUCCUCUUCAUCGACCCGAUCGAUUCUGGUUGGCUUUGGACCAUACAGUGGACCCCCGGGUCAACCAUUUACCAAAACAAAAAGCAUUGAUUGAAAUGUCCACUUCAUUUGCCAAAACCCAUGGACUGACGGACUUUCAACCUGCUAAUACUACCAUCAUGCACACGGAAUUUGCUCGUAAACGUGCCCAACCAGGACAAAUUGUCAUUGGUGCAGACAGUCAUACGUGCAGUGCAGGAGGUAUGGGUGCAUUUGCAGCUGGGUUAGGUGCAGGUGAUGUUGUCAUGCCUUUAGUCACGGGUCAAACGUGGUUUAAAGUCCCGGAAGUGUGUUACAUUGAACUGAUCGGUGCCCCUCACUUUGGUAUCGGUGGCAAGGAUGUCAUCCUUCAUAUUCUUGGCGAACUUAAACGGAACACAGUCGCUUUUGAACGGGCAGUAUACUAUGGUGGUUCUGGACUUAAAUACCUUUCAGAUGAUGCUCGAUUUGCAGUUGCAAACAUGAGUACGGAAUUUGGUGGUAUUGCCGGGGUCUUUCAAGCGGAUGCUAUUACUCAACGGACACUUGAAGCACGUGAGUCGCACUUUGAUGAAGCACAGUUCUUUGAACCGGAUGAGGGAUGCAAUUAUGCGGCUCAUUAUGUGAUCAAUUUGGCUGAUGUCAAGCCACUUAUUGCUCUCUAUCCGUCACCGGACAACUGUGUUAGUGUCCAGGAGAAACUCGGGAUGAAGCUCGAUGGAUGCUUCAUUGGUGCCUGUACGACGACUCAGGAGGAUUUGAUCCUAGGAGCAAUGGUGUUGCAACAGGCGAUGAUGGAGGGCAAACGUCCAUCAACAAACGGCAAUCGUCGUGUCACCCCCGGCAGUCUGGAGAUCGUUGACCGACUGAAAGAACUUGGGCUGAUUCGUGUGUAUGAAGAGGCGGGGUUCACUGUUGGUGUGCCGAGCUGUAGUUUCUGUGUAGGUAUUGGUGCUGAUGUGGCUGGUGAAGAUGAGGUGUGGCUCUCGAGCCAGAACCGCAACUUUCGUAACCGUAUGGGCAAGGGGUCCAUUGGUAACCUCAGUUCAGCGGCCGUGGUGGCUGCCUCCAGCUUUGACAUGGAGGUGGUAGACCCCCAGCCAUAUCUUGACAAGAUCAAUAAGGACGACUUUGACAGCUACCGCAACUGGGUCGAGCCGGAUGCUUCGACACCAUCACCGGCCAAGACGACCAAGUCGUACAAGGUGACGGAGCCCAAGCCCGUGCUUGUAUCUGCUGAUGAUGUGGAGAGCGCACAGCAGGCCAAAGAGCAGGCUAGUGUUGCUGAGUUGGAAUCUGCUCUGCCGCCCAAGUUUAGUGGUAAGGUACAAGUAUUCGGCGACAAUAUCGAUACGGAUGCCGUGAUUCCGGCGCAAUUCAUGGGCCUGAACAAAUCAUCACCGCUGUGGCCUGCUGAAUGCGAGACGGAAUUGGACGUGCUAGCUGCCAAGUCAUUCGCGUACGUACGUCCCGAGUUCCCGCAAAAAGUGAAGGACGGUUUCAACAUUAUUGUGGCCGGCACGGCAUUCGGCAGUGGUUCGUCGCGCGAAGAAGCCGCUAUCUGCUUGAAGGCCGUGGGUGUCCAAGCCGUGAUUGCCAAAUCGUUCGCUUACAUCUACGCUCGCAACCAGCCCAACAAUGCUCUUCUAGGUAUUGUAGUGACGGAUGAGAAGUUUCACGAGCUUGCGAGCGAGGGCGAGGAGGUGACGGUGGACCUGCGCAACCGAGUUGUGAGUGUGAAGGACCACCAGGUUGCAUUCUCGCUGACGCAGCUCGAGGAGGCGUUCCUCAACGGUGGUGGUCUCAAAAACCUCUUCAAGCAACACAAGGCAGACCUGUUCCGUGCCGCUAUGCGUGGCAAGGCUUCCAAGCCCAUCGCUUCGAGUGGGGUCGGCUGUGGAGACGAUUGUGGUGGUGAGGCGGCGUCUACUCCGUCAUGGUAG